AUGAACAAGGCUCGAGCGGGGUCGGUCGACACUUUUGAACUUACCUGUCUACUAUGGAAAAGGAAAGCCACUGUACAGAAGCGGCGCGACGCAUUCAAUACCGCUCGCGAAGGUAUCUACGAGCAAAGACUGCGUAUGGGCAAAGCCAUCUUCGAAGAUUUGCAGCAGCAUGACCACGACAUCUUUAUCUGGAUCACACCUCGCUACAAUCUGAUCAAUGCUAGUCCUUUCGGUCAUCAAGGAGUCCUUUUCGAGCCAGCCAUCGAACACAACGGCACCGAAGAGCAGAAGACCAAAUGGCUGUCUCUCGCAAGAUCCGGCAAGAUCCUCGGUACUUACUGCCAGACAGAGCUCGGCCAUGGAUCAUUCAUUCGUGACCUCGAGACCACUGCUACCUUCGAUGGAGUCACCGAUGAGUUCGUCAUCGAUUCGCCGACAGCCUCAUCUGCUAAGUUCUGGCCUGCUGGGUUGGGCUUCUCUAUCACACAUGCGGUCGUCAUGGCACAAUUGAUUGUUGGCGACAAGAGCCUAGGUCCUCAUCUCUUCAUCGUACAGAUCAGAUCACUGCAAGACGGCACGCCUCGAGUAGGUGUCAAGAUGGGUGACAUUGGCUACAACGAAAAAGACAACGGCUACGCGGCAUUCGAACACGUCCGCAUACCAAGAACCUAUAUGCUCAUGGGUCACAGCACUCUCAAAUGCGAUGGCACCUGUACCGCCGAUUAUAACCGCGCCAAGUUAUCGUACUCGGUCAUGCUCCUCGUCCGUAGCAAGAUGCCAGCCAUCUUCGCUGUGCAACUUGCGCAAGCUGUUACAAUUGCGACAAGAUACUCAGUGGUUCGAGAGCAGGGCUUAGGUCCAGACAACUCGCUAGAUACGGAGACUUCAGUGAUGUCAUAUAAGUCGCAGCACUUCCGCACCCUGACUCUGGUUGCGAAGUCCUACGCGAUGUUCUUUGCAGGCCAGGACUGCAAAGCACAAUAUGUAGACCUGAAGGCCAGGCAGAAUCGAGGAGAUCACUCAACAUUGGCUUCGGUACAUGCGUUAUGUGCUGGUCUUAAGGCGUACGUGACAUCCGAAGCGGCAGACGGUGCAGGAGAAGCGCGCAAGCUAUGCGGUGGACACGGCUUCAUGUCGAUCUCCGGACUGCCUGACCUGAUCGGCGUAACAGCAGGCGGUUGCACAUUGGAAGGCGAGAACCACGUGAUGUGGCAGCAGCUCGGCCGCUAUCUCCUCAAGCAAGUCGACGCCAUUCAAGCUGGCCAGGAUGCAGACGAGCAGGUUCGGUACCUCGCUCCCGAAGGCCCGUCAAUACCCUGUUCAGCAACAGAUCGCCGCUUCCUCGAUACCAGCGUCCAACUCUCCAUCUACCGCCACCGCGCCCAACGUCUAGUCUCCAAAGCCCACUGGUUAGUACACUCAUCCAGGAAGCCAAAGUCAGAAGCCUGGAACGAGCACAUGAUGCUCAUCAUUUCUGCAUCACGCGCCCACAUCGAGUAUGUCGUCCUCCAGUCCUUUAACGCCAUCAUCAACUCACCGCCAGCACCGUUCUCACCCACCUUGGAAACAGUGCUUGAGCGCGUACGCUCGUUCUUCGCACUCCCGACCAUCAUCAAUCCACGCUCCACCGAUGCGCUGCACUUCAUCGAGAGCAAUACUUGGGGCGAAGCGUACCUCAACACGUCUCAGCUCGACACCAUACGCUUCCUCGUCAACGAGCUGUUGGAGCAGUUACUGCCCGAGGCUAUCGCGCUGACGGACGCAUGGGAUUUUCGGAUGCGAGCCUAUGCAAACAUUAUGCGGUGGGUGGAGCAGAUGCCAAUUAACAGGGGGAGUGUGGAGGGCAGCUGGGGGAGGUGGGUGGGUCCUAUUUUGAAUAAGGAGGACAGGGCGAAGCUUUAG
Messenger RNA from Didymella exigua CBS 183.55, 1902 nucleotides. RefSeq names its product acyl-CoA oxidase. Gene Ontology annotation, cellular component: peroxisome. Gene Ontology annotation, molecular function: FAD binding; fatty acid binding; acyl-CoA oxidase activity. NCBI's taxonomy places the organism in Eukaryota, Fungi, Ascomycota, Dothideomycetes, Pleosporales, Didymellaceae. Bases 1 to 1902 code for a protein of 633 amino acids. The record is from RefSeq and is a predicted model, not a curated record. Gene Ontology annotation, biological process: fatty acid beta-oxidation using acyl-CoA oxidase; lipid homeostasis. The transcript has 6 exons.